Saccostrea cuccullata (small rock oyster) is the source of this 1949-nucleotide messenger RNA. Its product is annotated as phytanoyl-CoA dioxygenase, peroxisomal-like. Gene Ontology annotation, biological process: fatty acid alpha-oxidation. The transcript has 8 exons. Gene Ontology annotation, molecular function: phytanoyl-CoA dioxygenase activity. NCBI's taxonomy places the organism in Eukaryota, Metazoa, Mollusca, Bivalvia, Ostreida, Ostreidae. Bases 115 to 1134 code for a protein of 339 amino acids. The record is from RefSeq and is a predicted model, not a curated record.
GUGUGUAUAAAAAACCAGAAAGAAUGUAGUUGUCAUUUGGCCAAGAAAAACAGUACAAAGUCUCAUUCUUUCAAGCAUUGGAUAUAUAUUUACAUGUAACAUACACAUAGAAGGAUGACAGAGAGACUGAAAACAAUAUUUGGGCAUUUGGACUCUACGUCUUCGAUAUCUCAUACACCCACAACAUCCAGAUAUUCGGUGUCUGACGUGAGACCCACUUUCCGCUACACCUUGGACAAUGCAAUCCUGUCAGAUGAACAAAGACAGUUCUACGAGGACAAUGGAUACAUAGUAAUCAAGAAUUUGGUGUCGAAAGAGAAACUUGAUCUGUACAGGGAGGAAUUUGAGAAAAUAUGCCGAAAAGAAAUUGUCGUUCCAAUGUUGACCAUUAUGAGAGAUGUGGCCAUAGCCCGGUCAGAGUUUGUUCCUGGACAAAAAGCUAUCACCAAAAUCCAGAACUUUGAAAAUGAUGAUGUCUUAUUUAGCUAUUGUGCCCUACCAGAGAUUGUUCAUUAUGUCCAGGCAUUCACAGGAAAGAAGGUCAUGUCCAUGCACACCAUGCUGAUCAACAAACCCCCAGAUCCAGGCCAGAAGAGUUCUAGACACCCACUGCACCAAGAUCUAUAUUUCUUUCCCUUUAGGCCUGCAGACAGGGUUGUCUGCUCUUGGACAGCCAUGGAGAAAGUGAACCGGGAAAAUGGGUGUCUGGUUGUAUUACCAGGUUCUCACAAAGGGGAGCUACUCCAGCAUGAUUACCCUGAAUGGGAGGGAGGUGUCAACAAACUGUAUCAUGGUGUGAGAGAUUUUGAUCCCAAUGCUCCAAGACUCCAUCUCUGUAUGGAAGCCGGAGACACUGUCUUCUUCCACCCUCUGUUGAUCCAUGGAUCAGGGAUGAACAAGACAAAAGGUUUUAGAAAGUCCAUUUCAUGCCACUAUGCCUCUGCAGAUGUUGAUUUCAUUGAUGUCAAGGGCUCCAUACAAGACAAGGUAGAGAAAGAGCUCAUUGAAACGUUUGCUAAAGUUCUGGAAUCUGGAGGGGUUGACCCCAACCAAGUGACCUUGAAGGAUGUAUGGAUGUUCAAGAGUCGGGAAGUAUCUUUACCAGGAGAUGAAAGUCCAGGAGUUAAAAACUGAUACCAGGGACUUCAUUUACAAAGCAUCUGUGAUUUUCAAAUACAUGUAUUGCAGAGCUGUGAUUUCCAAAGACAUAUAAUGCAGAGCUCAUAAAAAAUCUUUCAAACUGGAAUUAUAGAUAUACUUUGAUUUGAUAUUGAAAUGAAAAGGAUAGGAUAUAUACCUGAUAAUAUGAUACUUACUAGAGAUUAUGAAAUUUCUGGUCAUUUAAUAUAUUGUUGAUAUAUUAUUUUACGUGAUUGUUCUUAAUAGUGGAAGCAUUUACAGUGUGUAUUUAACCUACUGAAUUGUGUAUUAAUUUCUAAUUUUAGACAUUUAAUACGGGUACAGAUUUUUUUGAGAUGGGUCUGACAUGAAAUUUGUUAAAACUUAAAUAAGUAAACCCAAAGAAGUAAAAUGUAAAAUUAUCAUAAAUAAAUUAUUUAAAACUAAAUGUAAAAAUGUCUGAGAAGAAGAAAUUUUGAUGAUUUUAUGCAGAGACAGUUUGGAAUGAGUGAAACAAUCAUUAAGGUUAUAUAUAUUGUUUUAUUAAAUGUAUAAUUUUUGUUUUUGCACAUGUUUUAUAAAGUAUUUAACUUUAUUUCUUUCAUGAAUCGGGAAUACAUGUAUAGAUUUUUAAGUUUAAAAUCUCAAAACAUGUACAAUGUAUUUGCAAACAUUUCCAGGAAUACCAGUUUUAAGUGUUUAUUUACUAAUAUAUUGUACAAUGUGGAAAUUAAUUGAAACUUGCAUAAAUAAUUCAUGAAUUGUUCUUUUUGUGGUUAUAAUUGUGAGAAAAUUUUUUAAUAGAUUUAAAAGAAAGAGAUAAAACAAUC